GUUAGAUUUCUUUCAUUUUAUCAGCAACCAGCAUCGUGGAGGUAGUUCUUUUAUUUUGAUAGUUUUGGUAGUGGCAGUCCAUUCACCAAGCGUAAAUGGCGGAAAAUGAUUUUUCAGACAAUACUAAAACAUUGUCGGAGUCAGAGAUACAAAAUCUUAAAUUACAAGAUACGCGAAUAAUCAGUGAAUUCAAAGCUAACCAAUUAGAACUUGAAGCUAAGAAGCAUUGGGAUUUAUUUUAUAAAAGAAAUGAGAAUAGAUUUUUUAAAGAUCGCCAUUGGACUACCAGAGAGUUCAAAGAUUUGUUAAAUGAUCAAGAAUCAGAUAUAUUGAUAUUGUUUGAAAUAGGAUGCGGUGUUGGUAAUUUCAUAUUCCCGUUGGUCGAGGAAGGAUUAAACUUUCAAAUCAUAGCUUGUGAUUUAUCGCAAAGAGCUGUAGAUAUUGUAAAAGGGCAUCCAAGUUACAAUUCUAGCUUAAUUCAGAAGGUUUUUCAGUGUGAUAUUACAACAGAUGAUGUUUAUGAAGAAGUUCCAGAAAAUACUGUUGAUAUUGCAACUUUAAUUUUUGUAUUAUCAGCAGUACACCCUGAAAAGUUUACGAAUACUUUAAGACGGGUAAAAACUUUACUAAAACCUGGCGGACUGUUACUAUUUAGGGACUAUGGCUUGUAUGACAUGGCACAAUUGAGAUUCAAAGCAGGCCACAAGAUUGCUGAUAACUUUUAUAUGAGACAAGAUGGUACCAGAUCAUAUUUUUUCUCAGUUGAAUUUAUGAAAAGUCUCUUAGAAGAAUGUGGUUAUGAAAUAGUUCUAAAUUCAUACAUACACAGGAGGACUGUUAACAAAAAAGAGAAUAUUGAUGUUCCCAGAAUAUUUGUCCAGUGCAAAGCUAGGAAACCUGUAUCAUGAAAUAGAAUAAGGACAAAGAAAAUGGGGGUACCGGCCAACUGUACCAGCUAAUCCUGGAGAAUACAAUUACAAGGAUGUUAAAGCAAAAUCAGGACUAAUUUUUGUUUACUCCUGGAUAAUUAUGAGGAUAUUACAGCAAAAUAAGGACUAAUUGUCAUUGCUACCCUCACAGUAAAGUACCUGGAGCAGCACCGCAACUACUAUCAUAGUUGUGGUCAGAACCAACUAUAGCUCCCCAGAUCCAUCGAAUCAGCAACUAACUAACAAUGACUCCAGUUAAGGAAAUUCUUUAGAUUCCAGCAUCAUGCCUGCCAAUGUUAUACCUCUUGACACAACCAACCAAGAAUUAAUAUUGUUAUACAAACUACAGACAUCACAGCAACUGACAAUCUACAACAUGGAUAUCAGAUACAAUGAGGAUAUAAAGUGGAUACAAUAUAACGAGCACUAUUAUUUCAUUUAUUUGAAAUUGAAUGUUCUGAUUUGAACAGAAUCUACUAUGCAGACCAUGAUUGUGUCAAUAUUAGAAAUGGAUCUUAAUUUGGAAUAUAGUGAAUUUUCUGUUACCCACAUAGCCGUCUGAUGUAAAACAUUUCAGAAUGAGUUACGAAACUUUUUGUUUAUGAAAAACUAUCACAAUCACAUUUUGAGGUUAGUUGAAUAAUUACUUUUGAGUCUCGUAAACAGGACCAUUAUUUUAUGUUAGUUGAAGAAUGGCGUUAGUUACAAAACAAGAAGUAUGAUUUUAUACGGGAUGGAAAAUGUUUAUGGAAGCCAGUUCCGAAAGUGAAUUUUUAAAAUAUUGGUUUGACACAAAUUGAAUAAAAUAUUAAUCAAAACUACUUCAUUUUUUUGCUACACCCAGUCAUAUAUUCCCCUAAACUCAAUUCAUUUUCUUAUAUUAAUACAAUUUCUCCUUUUUUGUUUGUACUUUAGGAAAGACUUCCAAG
Molecule: messenger RNA, 1858 nt
Organism: Diabrotica balteata
Lineage: Eukaryota; Metazoa; Arthropoda; Insecta; Coleoptera; Chrysomelidae
Source: the annotation of a GenBank genome assembly